This is a messenger RNA of Misgurnus anguillicaudatus (oriental weatherfish), 1674 nucleotides long. The record is from RefSeq and is a predicted model, not a curated record. NCBI's taxonomy places the organism in Eukaryota, Metazoa, Chordata, Actinopteri, Cypriniformes, Cobitidae.
AACUUUGUCCCAGAACAUAGAGUUGUGUUAAAGAAACGCACAUACACACAACGCAUGAGUGAAUAAUCCAGAAGACAACGCAGGAGUCUCUGUUUUCUUUCUGGAUUUAACAUUUUGAUAUUUUCUACCUAGAUCAUCAUGGCACUUCUCUCAGAUAUGGGUUACUCAGGACUUGAACUGCUUGAUCUUCUGCUUGAACAGCCCCAUAACAUCUCUCAUGUGGAGAGCAAUGGUGACCAUGGGAACCCCGUGUGGUCAAUUGCAGAGCAAAAUAUUUUGUCUCAUGAUGAGGGCGUUGUCGAUAACUUCCUGGACUCUCUGUUGCAAGCGUCAGACGGUGUGUCGAACCCUUGCUCACCUCUGUGGGUAUCCUCUCCAUGUGACAGCGGAAUCAGUGACGACACCCCGUCAGAUCACCUGGACAGCCCGCUGCCGCCCGACUCUAUCAUCCUUCCUCACCAACCUUAUCUUCAUCCUCAUCAUCUUCAUCAGCACGGAGAAGAGCAGAGAGCACCCGGCACAAACCACAAGGCUGAUAUCUCCAUUGAUCUGGCGGAUUGGGAGGUCUGUUUAUUCUCUAAUGGUCAGCCAAACUCACAAUGUGCAUCAACAACACAGCGAAUUCAACCAACACCAGGUUACCAGCUCACCGUAAAAGAUCUGCUACUCUCUAGCAUUGGAGAAACAUCCAAACCAUCUGACCAGCAAUCUCAGCAAGAGCUGAUUCUCAACGAGGAUGAGAAGAAACUUUUAGCUAAAGAAGGAGUCUCUCUUUCCAGUCAACUGCCUCUUAACAAGUAUGAAGAAAAGAUUCUAAAGAAGAUUCGGAGGAAAAUCAGGAACAAGCAGUCGGCACAGGAAAGUCGGAAGAAGAAAAAGGAAUAUGUUGACGGACUUGAGGGAAGGAUGUCUGCCUGCAGCCAACAAAAUCUGGAGCUACACAAAAAAGUCCUACAGCUGGAAAAGACCAACAUGUCUCUGAUGGAGCAGUUACGUCGACUGCAGGCUCUAGUGAUGAACAGCUACAGUAAACCUGCUCAAACUGGCACCUGCAUUCUGGUACUGGUUCUCUCUUUCUCUCUCAUUGUGAUGCCAAACCUUCAUCCUGGCUUUCACAGAAGGAGCACAAACCCUGGGGACUUCAGCACUGCCAAAGUUCAGUCCAGGUCACUUCGCUCUGUAAUGGAGGUCUACAGCAUGCAGCCUGGGUUUGCGGUCAGCGGCGACGUCGUGGUGUCGGCGUCUCCACGCACCAACCUUCGACUCAGACCCGAGUAUGCUGACAUGGAGCCGUUACCUCACAACCACAGCUACGAGGACCACGAGCAUCAUCAUGGCGACCCCAUCACCGGUCACCCUGCCACAUUGAGCUGGCUAUCUCACCCUGAAAAAGACAGGAAGUGAUGUCAUUGAUUAGGCUGUUUGUUGUAGUUUUUUCUGGCCAACACCUGCCCACUGGGAGGCGAUGGUGUGUGACAUGUAAAGUGACCAAUCACAGUCUGCUUCGAGCCAUUAAGGGGCCGUUUUAUGUUAUGCACAAUAGUAUACCUUGGUGUUGUAGUAUCUGUGACUGGUCGCAAAGGGGGAAAAGAUAAAUAAGCUGCGCGCAGACUGAUCUUCUGUCUGUUUCAAAGUAACAAGUACUUAUUAUUCUGCUACUAAGUUUAUUUUCGA